AUGGUUGUGAGAUCUUUGAUUUAUGGGGUUAUCGACAGAGUCCCAGUUGUCAACAAUAUCAAUCGAUUUAUCCAAGAACGACUGCUGGUAUCGGACGUAUCAAGUACUAGCUCUUCGUCAAAUAGUGACUUGGAGUCUGAUGACGCAACAGAAGAAGAAUAUUUACAAGAAGUUGUACUCCCACAGUCACCAAAGCAAAAGAUUCAUGCAAAAAUCAUUAAAAACAGAGCAACUUCACCUUCACCAGUACCAAAUGAGCGAGGAGAACUAAGUGUACUAUUCGACUCUCCAACAAAAUCUAAAGUAUCUGCGAUUGACAAGAGUCAUAUUAAACCAGUUUCUGCUAGAUUGUCAAAACGCAAUAUUGAGAAAGUUGACAAAAUCGAAGCUCCAGAUUUGAAUACUUUGACCAGUCCUACUUUGGUUGACGAUAGUGAUCUGUCAUUGACUCCGAAGCAAAUUGGGUUUGCGUCAUUUGGUGCAUACGAGAGCGGGUCAACAAAAGAAGCCAGGAAAAUUCACGUUGAACAAUAUGUAAAUGAUCAGAAUAACAAGUUUAACGAGUUGAUCUCCAACAACUUAGAAGCAGUGUUGAAGGAGGAUAAAACAGAUGAUGAGGAACAGGAAAAUAUUGUGUUCAACUACAACAAAGAUUCGAAUCCUGGUGUUGCAUUGUUAUCGAUGAUGUAUGACAAUCGAAGAGUCAUAGCGUCUUCCGUCUACAAGUAUGGAAAACAACAAGUAUUUUCACGAUUGCCGUACAUUCCAUUAAUCAACCCCAAGCAGCAAGUAUCGCAAGAUGAGACCGAUCAAUACCUUAUUGGAGGUAAACGAGAGAACCAGAACUUGUCGAGUCCAUUUGCAUCGCCAAUUUUAGGAAGAGCUUUGAUGACACUUGAUAAUUCACAAUCAGCGGCCAGGUCAGACCAGCAAGACGAGGAGAUUAGUGUGGACUUGAGCCAGCAAGAUGUUGUAGAUCAAAGAAAAUUUGAUCAGCUCAUGUCCAAUCUAGACGAUGAGGUUAAAAUAGACAUCUUUUUGGAUUCUUUGGAUGAAAAGACUAAAAUCAACUUGUUGCAUCUGUUGCGCAAAGAUUUAAACAUGUACAAUCAGCAAGAUGCAAAGCUAUCACCUCAAGCAGCAGUUCACAAUCUAUACUACAAUGAAAACAUCUCCACCAUAGACAAGAUCCAAAUUUUCAUCAUCAUAUCAGUCAAGUUGUUCAUUACCGGGAUCAAACUUUUCAUUCCAAUCACCAAAUAUUUCAUACACAAGUUUCAACAAAAUCAAAUGUACAUAUUCAAUGCCAAAAACAUGAAUAAAUUUUUCAACUUUUUGAUUAAAUUUAUGAAUUAUCUUGAUUUGAAAUUGAAUGAUAAUGAACAAUUGAUUGAUCAAUUGUCCAAGCAGGAUUAUGUCAAGACUGAAGAAAACAUUGAAGAAAUGUUCAAUGAGUUCAAUGAAAGGACAAAGCUGUAUUUUAAGCCAAAGUAUUUAAAGGAGAAAUUUAUUGCCAAAGAUGAUCAUGUCAAACGCAGUGUGUAUGACAUGGUUGUAAAGAAUUUCCUCAGCGAGGGGGAUGAGGAAGAAGGAGAUGAUGACGAUUACGAGGGCAAGGUAGUGAGGCAUUACCAGGAAGAUCCCAAUUACGCAAUGUACUUCACUGGUAGAUCAAUUGAUUCAUCUGCUAGAGAAAGUGAAAGUGGAAGUUUCAUUGAAGAAGAGGAUGAGGUGGACAUUUAUGAAGAAGAGGAAGAAGAUAAUGAAGCUUAUGCUACUGCUGCGAGUAAAAGGACAAGUACGUUCUCUGAUACUAGCAGAAGAUCAAGUUUCACACGUCGAAGAAGGAGAAAACCACACGCCAAAUGCUAA
Molecule: messenger RNA, 1872 nt
Organism: Lodderomyces theae
Lineage: Eukaryota; Fungi; Ascomycota; Pichiomycetes; Serinales; Debaryomycetaceae
Exons: 1
Coding region: 1-1872 (623 amino acids)
Source: RefSeq, a predicted model, not a curated record